Molecule: messenger RNA, 964 nt
Organism: Nymphaea colorata (pocket water lily)
Lineage: Eukaryota; Viridiplantae; Streptophyta; Magnoliopsida; Nymphaeales; Nymphaeaceae
Exons: 3
Coding region: 35-964 (309 amino acids)
Source: RefSeq, a predicted model, not a curated record
CAAAGGGUCGACUUCAGUAAGAAAGGGCAGUGAAAUGGCGACCACGCUUCAGCACGUGUGCCACGUCCACCCGAUGGGAAUGCCGGACAGCGACGGGAAGGGAAGGAGUUGCGGUGCAUGCGGCCGGCCCAUCUUAUCGGAGAACCUUUAUGGGUGCCGCAGCUGCGCUUUCUUCCUCCACCGCUUCUGCGCCCUGCAGUACCCGUCAUCGCUUGAGGGUCACCCCGCUCACCAACAGCACCCGCUCCACCUUCUUUCUGCACCCGCCCAUCCCUCUGGCGCCUUCCGUUGCGACAUCUGCGGGGACAGCGGCAGCAGCGGCUUCAUCUACCACUGCCAGAGUUGCAACUUCGAUGCCCACUUCUUGUGCCUUCACAUGCCUCGGACGGCACGCAGCCGCGGCCGCCAGCACCCCCUUCGCCUCUUGUUCCGCCCACCUACCCAAGGCAGCAUCUGCUGUGACGCUUGCCGCCUUCAGAUACACCACUGCUGCUACAAGUGCAGCAAAAAUUGCGACUUUGCUUUACACCGAGGGUGCUUAGAAAAGCAUGAGCAACCGGCAACCAAAUCAAAGAAGAAAUGGACGAAAGAGAAAAUGUUAUGGGAAGUUACAAAACGGGUUGCGAGGAAAGUCAGCGUGCACCUACUGCUUGACGCGUUCGGUGGCUGGGGUGAAGUGGUGGACGUCCUGUUCUUCGGACCCGAGGACCUCGCGUUCUUGUGCGACUGCUUCGACAACCUCCCCGUCGAUACCAUCUUCCCCGGCGGCAACGGCGACUUCAGCGGCCUCGACGUGGUUACCGUUGACGACCUACCUGACUGCAUCGAUGAAGCUGACGAUAGUUUGCUGAGGAAGGCUGUCAAAUUGCUUCGGAAGUAUAUGGCAUCUUCCUCGGCCACCAAACCCCCAUCAACCAGCUCUUCUAACAUUGGCACUAUCACCAAGGAACAUGCACUUGAGUAA